CGCGCGCGGCUCCCGUCACUCGAACGCGCGCGGCGGGAAGAUGGCGGAGUCCGGUGGCAGCGGCGGUGGGGCUGGCGGCGGUGGCGGCUUCGGCGCAGGCCCGGGCCCCGAGCGCCCGAACAGCAUGGCUGAUAAGAAUGGGGCCCUCAAGUGCACCUUCUCGGCACCUGGCCACAGCACCAGCCUCCUGCAGGGCCUGGCCACCCUCCGUGCCCAGGGCCAGCUCCUGGACGUGGUGUUGACCAUCAACAGAGAGGUCUUUCAUGCGCACAAGGUGGUCCUGGCUGCCUGCAGCGAUUACUUCAGGGCUAUGUUCACGGGAGGCAUGAGGGAGGCCAGCCAGGAUGUCAUUGAGCUGAAAGGCGUGUCUGCCCGCGGCCUGCGACACAUCAUCGACUUCGCCUACAGCGCCGAGGUGACCCUGGACCUCGACUGCGUGCAGGACGUGCUGGGCGCCGCGGUGUUCCUGCAGAUGCUGCCGGUGGUGGAGCUGUGCGAGGAGUUCCUCAAGGCCGCCAUGAGCGUGGAGACCUGCCUCAACAUCGGCCAGAUGGCCACCACCUUCAGCCUGGCCUCGCUCAGGGAGUCUGUGGACGCCUUCACCUUCCGCCACUUCCUGCAGAUCGCCGAGGAGGAAGACUUCCUGCGCCUGCCCCUGGAGCGCCUGGUCUUCUUCCUGCAGAGCAACCGGCUGCAGAGCUGCUCCGAGAUCGACCUGUUCCGAGCCGCCGUCCGCUGGCUGCAGCAUGACCCGGCCCGGCGGCCGCGCGCCAGCCACGUGCUGUGCCACAUCCGCUUCCCGCUCAUGCAGUCGUCGGAGCUGGUGGACAGCGUGCAGACGCUGGACAUCAUGGUGGAGGACGUGCUCUGCCGCCAGUACCUGCUGGAGGCCUUCAACUACCAGGUGCUGCCCUUCCGUCAGCACGAGAUGCAGUCUCCACGCACCGCCGUGCGCUCCGACGUCCCCUCCCUGGUCACCUUCGGUGGCACCCCCUACACUGACAGUGACCGGUCCGUCAGCAGCAAGGUGUACCAGCUGCCCGAGCCAGGCGCCCGGCACUUCCGCGAGCUCACGGAGAUGGAGGUGGGCUGCAGCCACACGUGCGUGGCCGUGCUGGACAACUUCGUGUACGUGGCCGGGGGCCAGCACCUGCAGUACCGCAGCGGCGAGGGCGCCGUGGACGCCUGCUACCGCUACGACCCGCACCUGAACCGCUGGCUGCGCCUGCAGGCCAUGCAGGAGAGCCGCAUCCAGUUCCAGCUCAACGUGCUGUGCGGCAUGGUGUACGCCACGGGCGGCCGCAACCGCGCCGGCAGCCUGGCCUCGGUGGAGAGGUACUGCCCCCGGCGCAACGAGUGGGGCUACGCCUGCUCGCUCAAGCGCCGCACCUGGGGCCACGCUGGGGCCUCUUCUGGGGGCCGCCUCUACAUCUCGGGGGGCUACGGCAUCUCGGUGGAGGACAAGAAGGCGCUGCACUGCUACGAUCCCGUGGCCGACCAGUGGGAGUUCAAAGCACCCAUGAGCGAGCCCCGGGUGCUCCACGCCAUGGUGGGCGCUGGUGGCCGCAUCUAUGCCCUUGGUGGCCGCAUGGACCACGUGGAUCGCUGCUUCGAUGUGCUGGCUGUGGAGUACUACGUGCCCGAGACGGACCAGUGGACCAGCGUGACCCCCAUGCGGGCUGGCCAGUCGGAGGCCGGCUGCUGCCUGCUGGAGAGGAAGAUCUAUAUCGUGGGGGGCUACAACUGGCGCCUCAACAACGUGACGGGCAUCGUGCAGGUGUACAACACGGAGACGGACCAGUGGGAGCGGGACCUGCACUUCCCAGAGUCCUUUGCAGGCAUCGCCUGCGCCCCUGUCCUGCUGCCGCGCGCCGGGGGCAGGAGGUAGUUCCUUGGACUCCUGGGAUCCUGGCCCAGCUGCAUGUGGUCUCCCAGCCUGCCUGGCAGGCACAGCUGGGCAGGGAACCUCAGGCACCCCCCAGCACUGGCCUCCAGAGGCCUGCUGAGCCGAGGGGCUGGGCACCCUCCUGAGGUAGAUCCUGGCUCUGAGUCCAGCCCAGGGGCCCAGCCCCAAAGGCCACCACAUCAUGGCACCAAGCUCAUGCCCCAGGUGGUUCCCUCACCCAGCCUGCAAGUCCUGCUAUGGGGGGCAGCCGGGCUCCUCCUGGUGUCAUUGUGUGGCUCUGCUUCCCUUCCCUCCCGUCCCUACCCAGCUCUGCCUGCCUGUGGUUCAGAUGCUCAGACGUGAGCCCAUGAACACCGAAUGCCAGGCCCCUGGGAUGCACCUCCCCGCCCUCCUGAGUCGCCCAAAGCCUCCCUAACGUGGGUGCUCUCAGGGCAGGAGAGGCAGCUCCAGAGCCCCUGGGUUGGGCUGAUGGAUGGGGAGGGCCUCUCUGCUUCCCCAGAUGUGCUUGCCCAACCUGUUCAGCCUGAGCUGCCGCGAGGCCUCUGCCUGCGUCCCCCUGCCUGUCCUGGGCCCCUGCACCUUAAGGGCCCCUGCUCGUCUGCUUGCAGGAGAAACCACAGCUGACUCCCGGAGGCAGCCCUGAGGGCGCUGGGCCCUCCAUUUGGCGCUGAGCAUCACCCAGGGCCUGAACGAGGGUGGCCGGCCAAGAUGCCCCAUCUGCCGCCUUGGCUCUGGGUGGCCAGGCUGUCCCUUCCCACGGUGGAGAGGACAGCAGCCCAGGCUCCAGAGUGCUUCUGCAUCCUGCAGGGCUGUGGACAAUUUUGAUUCCCCUCCCUCAGCCCAGCCCAGCCCUGGUUUUAGGUCAAUGCACCACCAAGCCUGAGGCCACCCUUGGGCGGGCGCUGGGGCUGCUCCUUCAAGGGCUUUGCGGUAUCUCUGGCCACAUUUGUUUUGGUGUCUAACCCUCUAAACGUCUUCUUUUUGUUUUGUUUUACUGUUCUUUUUU
Urocitellus parryii (Arctic ground squirrel) is the source of this 2912-nucleotide messenger RNA. It is a transcript of the gene Klhl26, whose product is annotated as kelch like family member 26. NCBI's taxonomy places the organism in Eukaryota, Metazoa, Chordata, Mammalia, Rodentia, Sciuridae. Gene Ontology annotation, molecular function: protein binding. The record is from RefSeq and is a predicted model, not a curated record.